CUCAAAAAAAUUUUUUUAAAGAAAUUCAUGGAUGCCUCCAACACUUUUGGCCCUCUUUUUAAAUCUCGUUUGGAUCGAGUAUUGAAUCAAUCUACAAAUUUUAAAGCUUUUUGUUUUGCUCAUCAUAUUGUUAAGCCGGUACUUCAGGUUGGGCCAACUUGUGGUUUUGCAUCAUUAUCCAAUGCUUUAAAUAUUUACAACCUAAAAUCUCCCAAUUUGAAUGAUUUGGUAGAAUUGGGACGCUUUUUUGGAAUAACAAACGGAGGGGAAAUAUUUUCUGUUGAAUGGUUUUGUAAUUUUAUACAAAAAUAUUGGCCUAGUCUACACCCGAAAAUUGCAGAAUUUGGUGAAAUGAAGUCUUCAAUAAUUGAAUAUUUUGGAAGAAGGGAAAAUAAUAAGAUUCCGACAAUUUUAAUUCCUUAUGAUUGUGAUAGAGGAAAUUUUGAGCCUUGUAAUCGUAAUGGAUUUGGAGCGCAUUGGGCUAUUUUGACAGGGUGUCUUUUACUUUAUGAAGAUAAUGCUGAAGAAGAAUUUAAUGAAGAAAAUAUUAAAAUAAUUAAUUCGUCAACUGAAUUUAAUAAUGUUGUAAAUGGUAUGAAAUUGGACGAGAAAAAUUUAUAUUUAAUUGGAUAUCAGGGAAAGAGCAGGUCCGUUUUCAUUUUUUUGGUGUUUUAAUGGCUGCCAUCAGAGGUGGGUCGGAAUCCAGAUUUCCGACGUUUUUUUCUUUUUGAUUUCAGGAAAAUUUUGAUUUCCAAGUUUCGACUUUUGAGCCAGUUCCGAUUUCCGGCUCUUCCGAUUUCCGACACCUGACUGUUCCGACCCACAUCUGGAUGACAUAUCGGGAUGGACUUAUCGGGAUUUAAUGUAUGAAGAGUUUCCCUAGUUAUUUUGCAAUCUACGACCUCACAUUCAGGAUCUUCGUGACCCUUUUAAAGAAAAGAAUUUUUGUUCUAGAAGCACAAAAGACGUUAUUCUCACACAAUCCCGAUAUGUCUGGUCCGAUAUAUGUCCUCAUACCGUUUUAAUUGAACUUAUUUUUGUCCUUUUGAGACUUGAAAUUAACCACAGGGGAUGGAUUUUAUUUCGAUAUUUU
Meloidogyne enterolobii is the source of this 1093-nucleotide messenger RNA. NCBI's taxonomy places the organism in Eukaryota, Metazoa, Nematoda, Chromadorea, Rhabditida, Meloidogynidae. The record is from the annotation of a GenBank genome assembly.